GUUAUUUGUUUAUGGACCAUUUAUUUGACCUUAAAACAUGACAUCUACUAGUUAUGCAGACUGCCGAGCAUCAAGCAAAAGUAGUCGAACGAUGAUCACCGGAUUACAGGCGUCUAAAUUAAUCACUGAUUCAACAUUCGCACUCACAGGAAGGAAGGCAACGAACAGCAUUUCAGAGCUUUUAUAUAGACUUUAAAAUACAUGUAAAAAAAAUCCGUUUUAGAAACUGACCCAUUCCAUCAACUAAUUAAGCAAUUUUCGAGAUAACCAUAGGUACAUGUUGCAAACCUGUGGUAGCAGGCAGCUGUCCUGACUCCUUGACGAGUGUGGAAUGAUGGAGAGUGUUAGCUAGCUAGCUAUUUCUGCAGUUUUUCUUAGCUAGCGAACGAAAAAACCCCACAUUACAUCAUAAGCAAGUUGCAACAGUCUAACUAACAGUGGAUGGUACCAGAUAAGCCAAUUGAACCAAACAAGGCUGGCUGUGGUGUUGCCGUGAGGAGACCGCUUUCCGCUGCGCCAGCUGCAUGAGACAUGCAGGCCUCUGAGCAUCUCUAACAGGCAGCACUCUGUGGAACAAUGGACUCUUCAUGUUCUGAGUCCCAGUCCCAGGGCGACAGUGAGAAAGCCCUGCUCCAUGCAGAGAUCAGAGAGCACCCCACCACAUCAGCUGCCUUAAUUCCCAGUGAUGACUCCAUCAUAUUGACCCCAGGGAGGAUGAGCCAGCGAAGCCAGGGGAAGGAACGAGAAAAGAGGGAGGAGAAGGAGCGAGAGAAGGAGCGAGAAAAGGAGAAGGAGAGGGAGAAGGAGAGGGAGAAGGAGAAGGAGAGGGAGAGGGAGAAGGAGAAGGAGAGGGAGAAGGAUGGGAGCCUCCACACGCCCAGCAGAGAUCACCUCGCCAGCCCCUCUUCCCUCAGCCCUGGGCUCAGCUACACCCAUGGUUUCGACCGAGGGAAAGAAGAUUCCCUGCCUCCGAAAGAGGACUCCUCUCACUCCAUAUCCAAGAGCAAGUCCGAGUCCAAGCUCUACAAUGGCUCCGACAAGGAUGUCUCGGCAUCCGGGAACAAGCUCACUAAGAAGGAGUCGCUCAAGGUACAGAAGAAGAACUACCGUGAGGAGAAGAAGAGAGCCACCAAGGAGCUCCUCAGCACCAUCACAGACCCCUCUGUUAUUGUCAUGGCUGACUGGCUCAAGAUCCGGGGUACUCUGAAGAGCUGGACCAAGCUGUGGUGUGUGCUGAAGCCGGGGGUUCUGCUCAUCUACAAGACCCAUAAGAACGGCCAGUGGGUGGGCACGGUGCUGCUCAACGCCUGCGAGCUCAUCGAGAGACCCUCAAAGAAGGACGGCUUCUGUUUCAAACUAUUCCACCCGCUGGAGCAGUCCAUCUGGGCAGUCAAGGGUCCUAAAGGGGAGGCGGUGGGUUCCAUCACACAGCCAUUACCCGGCAGCCACCUCAUCUUCCGCGCCACCUCUGAGUCAGACGGCCGUUGUUGGAUGGAUGCUCUGGAGCUGGCUCUGAAGUGCUCCGGCCUCCUGAAGCGCACCAUGAUCCGCGAGGGCAAGGAGGAGCUGGCCACCACGGCCGGGGAGAGCUCCCAAAUUAACUUCUACAGCCUGCUGCGAGCCCACAACAUGCAGGGCUUCCAGUUCAAUGACAGUGACCAGUUCAAGGACCCCGACCUGUACUCAGACAAGUCGGACCGGGAGGGGGAGCAGGACCAUGAGGAGUCAGACGUGGAGGGGCUGGAGAAGAGCGAGGAAAGCGACAGUGACACGUCGGAACGCCAGGACGACUCCUACAUUGACCUUGACCCCAACGAGGCCCUGCGGGAGACCCCGUACCUGGAACAGUCCCACGAGGAGCUGGGAGAGGCUGGUGAGGCGUCCCAGACAGAGACGGUGUCGGAGGAGAAUAAGUCUCUGAUCUGGACGCUGCUGAAGCAGGUCAGGCCUGGAAUGGACCUGUCUAAAGUGGUCCUCCCCACCUUCAUCCUGGAGCCACGCUCCUUCCUGGACAAGCUGUCCGACUACUACUACCAUGCUGACUUCCUCUCUGAGGCAGCUGUGGAGGAGAAUGCCUACAACAGGAUGAAGAAAGUGGUGAAGUGGUAUAUCUCUGGAUUCUACAAAAAGCCACAGGGACUGAAGAAGCCGUAUAACCCCAUCAUUGGUGAGACCUACCGCUGCAUGUGGCUCCAUAGCAAGACCAACAGCAAGACCUUCUACAUUUCUGAACAGGUGUCCCAUCAUCCUCCAGUGUCGGCGUUCUACGUCAGUAACAGGAAGGACGGCUUCUGUCUCAGCGGAAGCAUCCUGGCCAAGUCCAAGUUCUACGGAAACUCCCUGUCGGCCAUAUUGGACGGAGAGGCUCGGCUCACCUUCCUCAACAGAGGAGAAGACUACGUCAUGAACAUGCCCUACGCCCACUGCAAAGGCAUUCUGUAUGGCACCAUGACUCUGGAGCUGGCUGGCCAGAUCACCAUCGCCUGUGAGAAGACGGGCUACAGUGCCCAGCUCGAGUUCAAACUCAAGCCGUUCUUGGGUAACAAUGACAGCGUCAACCAGAUCUCUGGAAAGAUCAAGCUGGGGAAGGAGGUGCUGGCUACACUGGAGGGACACUGGGACAGUGAAGUCUUCAUCAACGAUAAGAAGACCGGGGUGGUGGAUACGUUUUGGAACCCCACCCCAGAGCUACGUCAGAGCAGGCUAACACGCUGCACCGUGCCUCCUGAGGACCAGGGAGACUAUGAGUCUGAGAGGUUAUGGCAGCAUGUAACGAGGGCCAUCAACAACAAGGACCAGACAGAGGCCACCAAUGAGAAGUUUAUCCUGGAAGAGGCUCAGAGGAAGUCGGCCCGCGAGCGCAAGGCCAAGUGUGAGGACUGGGCGCCCGGGCUCUUUGAACAGGACCCCGUCACCGGAGAGUGGCAUUACAGAUAUGCCGACACCCGGCCGUGGGAUCCGCUGAAUGAUAUGAUUCAGUUUGAGAAAGACGGCUGGAUCCAGACUAAAGUGCGGCAUCGCACCCCUAUGGUACGUUCUGCCAGUGUAAUUAGUCUCAGUAACCAGGGCCCAAGGAGGGAUGGCAAUUGCAAGUGCCAGGUGACAGGGCCCAAAAGAAAGCAGAAGCACAGUGACAAGCCCAAGAAACCUGAGAGUGGCUGCUCCUCCCCAGAACCUGACCGCCAGGACUCCUCCGGGAGCGAGCGACACAAAAGCAAGCACAGUAGCCGGUUAAGGAAAAAGGGCCCAGACCUUAGUGAACUUCAAAGUGCCAUUGAUUCUAUAAAGAAGACACAGGAGAACAUUUACAAGAGCAUUGGCGUGCUGCGCAACCGAGCGGCGGGCCAGACGGCGGCAGAGGGCGGCUUCCUGCAGCAGCGCGACUACGCCAUCAUCAUCCUCCUCAUCCUUCUUCAGGUCUUCAUCAACUUCCUGUUCAAGUAGCAGGUGACAGACUGACAGAGAGAGAGAGAGAGAUGGAGAGAGAGAGACACAGGACUGAUGGGGUUUGGCCAGGCUAAGGAGGAGAAAACAGACUGGAAGUGAAUGAACUACAAGAGCCUCCAAUAGCUCUGCCCCAACCCUCUCUCUCUUUCUCUGUCUCCAUACUGAGUUGACCCUGCUCCACUGUCCUCAGACGGGCCACCAUUGUCACACACACAAAUGUCUCAAAAGCAAGCAUUCCUGAAAAAGAGGCUCCACAAAAAAAGGACUUGUUUUUAAUUUCAAUUUAUUUUUACCUGAUUUAAAGAUCCAC
Coregonus clupeaformis (lake whitefish) is the source of this 3757-nucleotide messenger RNA. Its product is annotated as oxysterol-binding protein-related protein 8. Gene Ontology annotation, cellular component: membrane; cytosol; intracellular membrane-bounded organelle. The transcript has 25 exons. Gene Ontology annotation, molecular function: cholesterol binding. The record is from RefSeq and is a predicted model, not a curated record. NCBI's taxonomy places the organism in Eukaryota, Metazoa, Chordata, Actinopteri, Salmoniformes, Salmonidae. The coding region runs from base 577 to 3444 and encodes 955 amino acids.